Molecule: messenger RNA, 979 nt
Organism: Arachis stenosperma
Lineage: Eukaryota; Viridiplantae; Streptophyta; Magnoliopsida; Fabales; Fabaceae
Exons: 6
Coding region: 142-747 (201 amino acids)
Molecular function (GO): zinc ion binding
Source: RefSeq, a predicted model, not a curated record
CCAGCAUAUAAGUUUGUAACACGAAACGGAAAUGAGAGUGAGAAAGUGUUACAGAAUCGAGGGAGCGAGCUUAGAGAGAAGAAAACUCGCUUGCGAUUGACGCCAACGGAAAAAAAAGAAAGAAAGAAGAAAGAAACGAAAAUGGUGCUCCUCAUGCUGAUGAUCACCGCCGAUCUCGAAAACCUAACCGAUCUUCAACCUCAAUCUGGUUGCAAUGACCCUGACUUCCCCUAUAUGUUCAAGGUCAAAUGUGGAAACUGCGGUGAGGUCAGCCAGAAAGAGACUUGUGUUUCUUUGAAGGAGACCAUUACUAUUCCCAGGAGUAGAGGUAUCGCUCAUCUCUUUCAGAAGCCUUAUCACAGAAAGUUUCCUUGGACUAGGAUCCUCAAUUACACUCAGAAGAAGCCUUAUCCCAGAAAGUUUCCUUGGACUUGGUUCUUCGAUUACGCUCCGAAGUGCAAAUUCUGUGGCAGGGAUGGUACAGUGGCAAUGAUUGAAGGAAGAGGCCAACCUCUUACUCAUUCACAAAGUCAGUCAGGGAAGUAUGCUCCAUUGAUGUUGUUUGACUGUAGGGGAUAUGAGCCGGUGGAUUUUGUAUUUGCUGAUGGAUGGAAAGCUGAGUCGCUGGAGGGAACCAGAUUUGAAAAUAUUGACUUGUCAAGUGGAGACUUCGCCGAUUAUGAUGAGAAAGGAGAGUGCCCUGUCACGAUAUCCAAUCUUCGCUCCACUUUUGAGGUGGUGAAGUAGAGUAAACUAGUUUGCUGUUUGCUCAUUUCCGGGUACAUAAAAUCGACCGUUCCAUGUUUUACCUUUUAAGCUCACCUUUGGUUGUAAUUAGGCACUGUAUUCGUGAGAACCUUAAAACUAUACAUGUUAACCAUGAUGUAUUUGGAGGGGGGAGAAACAGCUUCCUAUUUCCAAGUGAUCGAUGUGAAGCACAUUUUAUUUCAUAUUUGGUAAGUUGCGUUAUGUUGAUUGA